UUUAGGUUAUCGAGUUGAAGCGCUCCGAAAAGUAAGGUUCUGUACACGGGAAGAGCGUACUCUUGUAUUUCUACCAGUCUAUGGCCACGGAUUGCCCAUUGCCCCUCCUUGUUAUGGAUUGUUCUGUUUAACGCGAAUUUGUGAGGUUAUGAUUACGAUAAAGGACGCUUGCUGCCGAAGCGGCCGUAACUUCGCUAGUAUGGCUGUAAACAAGAUUUUAUACUUUAGUUUGGUAUUAAUGUUAGUGAAUCUUUGCGUGGCUGCUAACGAUGGUGUCGCCGAUACCGCCAAAUGCCAAUUUGGCAAACCGAUGCGUAAACAGGUACCAGCGGAAGCCCUAAACGGCAUGUGUCUGCGAGAUAUCGUAAUGCAUUUGUCAAAAAUUCUACGUUCUACUGCUGAUGAGGAGCUCGGCGCUUCCUCGUUCCAAGAAAUGAUUGAUAAGGUGGAAUUUGUAAAUGUCUUCAGCAAUUUGAAUGCAAAAUUGCGUGCCUUAGUCGAUAAUUUUAACAAUAAGUUAAUGUCUUAUAUUGACAUCUUUAAACAAAUCGACAAAAUCAUACACCGCAUAUUGGAACGCAAUUCACUCCCCAACAUUUAUUCUAGUCAUAUAGUUGAUUAUGAUAUGGAGGUAAACAGAGUUUCAGACAUAUGCACUAAUAUCAUGAAAGAACUUACAACACAGAUAAAAGGUCAAGAGUGGAAAAACAUACAUAUAUUGCCAAUAAAUGAGCCAGAUACAGUAUGUGGACCACCCACAUUGGCUCACAAUAUUGGAUCUCUUUUAUUAUCUCAGUAUUGUCCUGAAAAAAAUGUUAUUUUACUCUUGGAACAUGGAUCAUUUAUGUCUGAAUCAGAACUAGUUUUGAUUCAAAUAACAGCCAAAACUAUUAUAGAUAUGCUUUCUGAAACAGACAAUGUUACCAUUGUAGGCCUUUCUAACACCAUUCCUCUACUUUGUAAAGAUGGCUUGUUAAAGGCAACAGAUAUUAAUAAAUUUCAAUUAAUUCGUUAUAUUGAUAGUUUAACAAGAACAGACUCAGAUGAGGCAACAAGAAUUGAUUUUAGAAAAUUAACACAAAAUUUAACAGGUGAAGUGCUUAUUAUGCAUUUAACUAAUAAGUUACAAAAUACAUUAAAUGUACAAAAAAUUUUUGAAAUGAUUUCUAGAAAGUCUAAAGCUUAUUUAAAAACUAUUGUUACUACAGGUAAGCCAAUUUCAUUACUUUACUUUAAUUGUAUGGAAAAUAUUUUUAUUCAUAAUUUUCAUAAUUUAUUUUCAGACCAGCAACCAUCUACUGUUACCAAAAAAUUAAACAAUGACAGCAUUGUAAUUUUUCCAAUGCAAAACGUUCUUGGAUAUGAGAUAGGAAAACUGUUUUCUUGUUUGCAGUGUCCUUCUCACCAUAAGAAAGAUUUUUUUGUAUCAGAUCCAUAUAUUGAACCAUAUAGUAAGACAAUGAUGAUAUCUAUCGGGCGAGUCACACAGACUGCGUUAUUAUUCUUGGAUAUAAAACUGCGUGAUUUCCUCGAUAACAUUACAUAUUUUAAUGUUGGUCCAAACAUAUACGCUAUAUUCUUCGAUACCAAAGGAGUGGUUUGGAUGCAUAAAAAUUUUCCCAGGAUUGAGACAAUAGUUGAGCAACCGCUCAAAGUGCAUUUACAAGAUAUUGAAAAUAUAGAUAGUCAAACGGUAAUGAAAAUGAUAAAUGAGAUUGAAGGAAUCAUGGAUGUAAAAACAAAGCUAGGCGAGCAGAAGCAGUAUAGAUGGAAACACUUAAUUUAUAAUGAUUUGAUAAUAUGUCUGGUAUCAAUUACUGAGGAGGGAAUGCUGCCUGUCAUGAAAAUUGUGCCUCCACUACCUGCAAAUAUAUUACAUCAUCGUCUUGAUCUUAUGCUUCAAACUGUAGUCGAUAAAGACAUACUUUGCGUUUAUAGAAACAAGAUUGUAACUUUAUCAACGGGUGUAAUUUAUUUAUCACCAUGGUGCUUCCAAUCCCCAAUGGAGCAACUGAAAUUAUUGGAAACGGGUUCAGCCGUGAACGUACAAAGCUACAUGGCAUAUAUAAAAGAUGUAACGGGUCUUUUAGCUAAUCCAGGUUUACAUCCAUCUGUAAAACCAGAUGUAGCAAUGCUAGCGCAAGUUUUAGAACAUUUCAAAAAGCAGCAUAUUGAAAGUUCAUUAAAUAAAUUUAUAAUAAGAAGGUACAUUGUCAGUACAGUUAGUGGUGUAUUAGAAAUAUUUCCAGGAAUGGUAUUAGAUUCUGGUUUUGAUCCCAAAAGACGAAUGUGGUAUGGGAAAGCAUUGGAACAAUCUGAUAAGAUAAUUUUAACUCCACCUUACUUAGAUGCUGGUGGAUCAGGCUAUGUAGUCACUCUGAGUCAAACUGUCAAAUAUUCUGUGGGGAUUAAUGGAAGCUCAAAUUAUGCGAUUGCUGUUCUAUCUAUGGACGUUACAAUGGGUUACAUUAUGAGGUUGUUGCUGGAAAUGUUUCCGUUUUGUCGAGACGCAACUAUAAAAUGUUUCUUGAUGGAUGAUAAAGGCUAUUUGGUAUCACAUCCGAAGCUAUUGGAAGCGACAGGCAAGAUUGAGCAGCAGCAUUUAACGCACAAGGAGCUUUUAGUGGCUAAUGACAUAUUGAAUCACGGAUUGUUUGUGAAAAAGAAAUUAUGUGCCAGCCACUUAGAUGGCACUGUACAAAGAUACUAUCAGUUUAAUACAUCUCUCGACGAGGUGCUGACUAAUAUAGCACACGGCGAGCACUGUGUUAGAUAUCAGGUAGCUGUUAUACCAGGUACCAAUGUAUUCCUUGGUGUCGUCAAUAUGACGAUUCAAUGUAAUUUGCUUAGAGCUUUUUGUCCGUGCAGCACGAUGGAUCAUUCAUGCUUAAAUUGCAAAAGUAUGGAGCAAACUGGAUGUGAAUGCCCUUGCGAAUGCUCUUUAUAUUCUUCUAGUUGUACGCAACAAAAUAUUGAUAAUCUGAAUCCUUGUUCACCUGUAUAUGAGCAAGGAUCGGGUUUACAGACUCUGUGGAUAGAUUCGAUGAAUUUGAAGUCAUGUCCGUCUACUAAUUGCAAAUCAUAUACAACAGAGAGAGAUUGUUUGGGUGUCGCCGAUUGUCAAUGGUGUUAUGUUGACACCGAUGGAGAUAGUCCUUUGCAACAACCGUUUUGUUCUGAUAUGUCCGUAUGUUUUAAGGGUGUCUUUGGAUCUUUAAUACCUUACAGCGACGGCACUUACAAUUUGCAAUCAACAGAUGAAAUUACAGUACGAGAAUGGCCAUCAGUUGGGCCUGUAGCUGGUGGAAUUCUUGCACUGUUUUUAAUUCUAGGCGUGGUUCUGUUCUGCUACAGACUCCGAUCGGUGCAUUCAGGUCUGGAGCAUCAGUGUUUGCAUCUCCAUACCUCGCCUGAUACGUUGCGCAUGACACAUAUCGAAGGCGAUCCGGAACCUGUAGAAUUAGAUCAAACUAAAAAUAAUUUAGAUUGUCUCAUGAGAGACAGUGUCGCGCCUAUAUCACCAUACAGAGUUUCUACCAAUUACAGAAGACCACCCGGUGGGGACAGUGAUCAUGGGUACAGCACAAUGACACCUCACGAUGAUUCUGAACAGCAAACAUUUGCUUCUGAACCCUUGUUAGCCGUCGACAACGUCGAAUCGGAUUUGAUUAAACAAUCUAGUAUUGGAGUGCCUUCUCCUACGACAUAUUUAGGUUCGCCACAUCAUGUUUUAGCGCCUGUGACCGUCCAUCGCAAUAUGGAAACGAAUUAUUGUUAAUCAAUGAAACUGAAUUUACUGCCAUUAAUUUUAAAAGAUGAGAGAAACGUAAUUUUCUUGUUAUAAGAAAGCAUUACAAUUCUCUUUGCAAAGAUAACCUCAUAACAAUGAAAUGAUAAAAUUAUACUAUUAUUAAUAUGAAGAUUAUUUACUUUAUUUGUAAUGUUUGUCGCGAAAGGUAUUUUACUACGAAAAGACUGUUAUAUUAUUUCUAUUAUUAUCGAAAGAUAAAAGUACAUAACUCUUUUAUUAAGCUUAAAAAUACAUACAUAAAUAUACAUAACUUUUACAAACUGUAUGUCAAUACUAUAAUUUUCUACAAAUGUUAAGAAUGAUAAAGUAUUGAAGGCCUUCUAAAAAAGUAUGAUUCUAAAAAAAAACGACUAUGCGAGUCUUAUGUAAGAAAUAAUUCAAAUAGCUAUUAUGCUGAACGAAAAACUUAAAAUACUAUUUUAUAUAAAUAGAUAAACACAUAGUAGCGAAUUGUAUAUAUAAUUCUAAUUAUAUAGGGUGUCCCAUUUUAAUUGUCUACCUGGAAUAUUUUGUAAAUGAUACAUUCAUAGAAAGUGUUUUCAGAUAAAAAUUAGUCUGUAUUGUUGUAUGGUCUAAAAGGAGAUAAAUAAUGUUAAUUUUCAAAAGAUCAAUUUUUCAAAGUGACAUGAAAGUCGUCGCUAUUUUUUUUAUGAAAUUUUUUUACAUAAUAUGAGUUUUAAUUAUUCUACACAUGAAAGUAUAAGUUACCAAAAAAUUAGUAGUUUACAAGAUAAUUUACUAUUUUAUGUUAAAAUAUGCUAGAAUAAAAAAUAUUUUGUAAAUUAUUGAUUUUUUUGUCCACUUUCAAGUCAUAAUUCUUAUCUGAAAUAAUUGUAAUGCAUCAUGUACAAGGUAUUUUAAAUGAGCAAUUAAAAUGGAACACCUUGUAUAGAUCAAGCAAUCUAGAAAUGUAAAAUGUAAAAGUAUUAUUUUAGACGAAUAACAUUACAGCUUGCCAAGUAAUCUUUAUGUAAUAAAAUUAGUAAGGCAUUAGAAUUUUCGGAUAGGUGCUAUACAUUCGCAAUUAUAUAAAGUGUAACUUAAUAAGUAGGACUUACUUGAGAAAAGAAUUCAGUAAUUUUAAAAGCAAUUGACACAUUAUGUUACACCUGUAUAUAAAUUAAAAGACUUAAAUUUUAUAAUUACGGUUAUUACGUAUAGAAAAUUUAAUACAGUAGAGUCUCUUUAAUUUUGGCCGAUGGGGCGAUAACAGCGGAAUGCCAAAAUUAUAGAAUACUCUCCCCACAGCACGAAUCCAUCAAUCACCGUGUACUUGCGCGAGCAAAGUACACUGUGAUUGAUAGACUCGUGCUGUAGUGAGGGUAUUCUGAAAAGGACGGGGUAUGAUAUUAGUGUUUGUGAAAGUACGUGUGAAGGAAUGCAAAGAUUAUGAGGGCCAAAAUUAAGGAGACUGUAAUAUGAAAUAUUUAUGCCAGUAAUGCAACUUCUUGAUUAGACAAAUAAAUUUUAGCAUAUCAUUAAUCUAAAAUACUGCCAUUAUAUUGAAUAUGAAUGAUUCUAUUAAUAAGCAAAUGGAGUCUUCCCAUAGUCGCUAGUGAUAGAAAAUAAUAAAUAAUUAGAAUUUAGUCGGCAAAUUGA
Molecule: messenger RNA, 5410 nt
Organism: Solenopsis invicta (red fire ant)
Lineage: Eukaryota; Metazoa; Arthropoda; Insecta; Hymenoptera; Formicidae
Product: VWFA and cache domain-containing protein 1
Exons: 8
Coding region: 149-3778 (1209 amino acids)
Cellular component (GO): voltage-gated calcium channel complex
Molecular function (GO): voltage-gated calcium channel activity
Source: RefSeq, a predicted model, not a curated record